This is a messenger RNA of Trypanosoma brucei brucei TREU927, 2763 nucleotides long. RefSeq lists its product as hypothetical. Bases 1 to 2763 code for a protein of 920 amino acids. The record is from RefSeq and is a predicted model, not a curated record. Lineage: Eukaryota; Euglenozoa; Kinetoplastea; Trypanosomatida; Trypanosomatidae. The transcript has a single exon.
AUGGCCCGAAGUGCACGCUACGUAAGUGUGAUGGCCUCGCUACUUCAGCAAUUGCAGCAUGUUUUGCAGCCGUGGGAUGGGCUGGGGGAGUUCGAUUACACAACAUCGGCGUUGCUUUCGACUGAUAGGGCUGGUGACAGCCGCAGUGAUGUUCAAAAGAAUUCUUUUGCUUCGGCAGAGGGCGGGGCCACUGCUGGUGGUGGAGGUAGUCGUUCCGCACGGUUUCCUGCCAUUGCGAAUGGUUCUCUGUGGGGCGCUGACAUGGAGAGUGCGUGUGAGGGGGGUGAGCUUUCUGUACCUCCUCGGCGGCCUACGGGCUCAAUGUCUCAAACCGGACACGCCCACCGCCGGGACAUUGUGACAAAGUUGGAGUUGGCCCGUGCAGCCUUGGCGCUCUUCACAUCCAAUGCUGGGAUGUAUCGUCCUGUCUUGGGUAAAACACUUGGCUUUGUAUUUGAACUUGUAGAUGAGCUCUUGCAGGAGAACGCGCAGCUCCGCGAAUGCCAGGUUUGGGGGCAGCAAAGCCAGCAACGGCAACGGGAGUUGGGAGAAGCAGAUGCGGCUGAAGUGGCCGCCGUCCAUGAGAAGAUGCGUGUGAUGGAGGCACACAUGGCGAAGCUAGUAGAGGAGUCUUCUACACAACGUGACCACCUGAAGGCAGAGAUCGCCGCCUGUCACGAAAGGGAAAAGAAACUUGAGAUGCUACUGGAACACCAAAUGAUGCUGACCCACGCUUCUGGACUCCACCUAGACGGCUCAACAAUUAUUGGCAAGGGUCUACGUGACGCGGAGUACGUGCGACGGCUCGUUGCUCGCGCCAUGAAUGAGAAGGCGUUGGACGACCUGCAACAAGAGUUGGAGGCCUUAGUGGCAGAACAGGAACAACUAAGGAAGCGAACUCAUGAUCUUCUUGAGCUCAACGGUAUGUACGCGAGGCAGAGCAUUGCGCUCUCUACUCGACUUUCAAUCCUUGGCGAUUACAACGUUGCAAUUGCGGUAGAAACGCAGAAGAUAAAGAACGAUUUUAUCAUUGAGAAGCGGAAAUGUGAAAAAUACCGACUUGACCUUUUGGCACUCCGCAAUGUAGUGAUGGCAUCGUUUUCAAACCGAAAUGAAGUCCAACGGCAUUGGGCUGAUAUUCGGAACAGGCAGUUGGAGAAGGAGGCAGAAACAUUACUGAAACUGAGAGCGGUGCGACCUCCCAAUAACACUGGAAAGGAAAGGGACGACAUGCCAGAGACGACCACCUCCAGGGUUCAUUCGCCUAUUCGCUCAGUGGCUGUCUCUCUAACCCCCUCCAGGGUUCAUUCGCCUAUUCGCUCAGUGGCUGUCUCUCUAACCCCCUCCAGGACUCAUUCGCCUAUUCGCUCAGUUGCUGCUUCUCGACCGCCUGAUGAGCGCUGCCAGGCCCCUGCUUCCACGUUCCUGCAGUCCACGCCCCUGCAUGUGCCAGGGAUGGGGUGCGGUGCCCACGUACCCGGGCACCUCCGUACAGCCAAUCCGGUACGUGCAUUGCGUAUCGAUCCAAUUUUUGUGGAGCGCCAGGUCUGCAUCCUUCUGUGGGAGUGGCGCAAGCAGGGAAUGGAGGAGCCGUUGGAUACUUUUACGCGGGACUAUUUCAUCAACUUUCUUCAAUCCGGCGAUGAGGGUGGUUCUUCUGUAUCGGGCGGGGAGUGUGGGGUGGGGUCGCUUGAGGAGGCUCAGAAGGGGCAAUUGCAGCUUUCAUAUGCCUUUGAUGAGGUUUCCCGAAGUAAGUUUUGUGGGCCCUUAACUCGCGCGUACGGGUUGGUGACACGAAAGGAGGUGAACAAGAACCUUAUCCGUAUGCUGGAGCUGGAUACCUCGAUGUUGUUGGCAAUUUUCCGCUUCUUGGACUUGAAGCGAAAUGGGUGGACGAAGCCCUCGGGUAUCGUGCCUGUUAUGGAGUUCGCCAACGUGCUAUGUGCCAUGUAUCCCUCCUACCCACUAGAUACCAUCAAGGAGCUUGUUGACGCGGCAGUGGGGCUGGGGGGAAGUGCGUCUGAAUUCCCUGGUCACUUGUGCUACGACGUCUUGCUUCCUGAGCGUCUUUUCAUGGACUCAGAGGCGAUGCUUGUGGAUGGGUUUGGUGCAUCCCCCCAGAGCGGAUUCGUCCACCUAUUUAACUAUUUGAUCUUGGGUGAUGUUGAGGAUUCGUGGCGAAGGAUCGAAGAUAGUUUUUUCUUCCUGCAAAGCCCGACGGGGUUGGUGAGCGAGCAGUCGCUCUUCUACCGGGGCUUCAGUGAGCUUCCCGAGGUUCCGGCCAUCAUAUGGACACCGGCGCUACGGGCCGUGCUCUCUUCCUGGGAGGUGCUGAAGGUGAACCGCGGGCCGCUAGAUCUCAUUGAGGUUCUUUGCGUAUCGCUUCCCGCAGCGUUAGAAUUUCUCCGCUGCAGUACGAUACCGCGGCGGGGCACACACCCAACAAGGACUUCUUUGCAUGAGUCAUACAUAAACGACUUGUAUAAGGAUUUGAUAGAGGUCAACCCGCGACUGGGAAGGGGCCCACCGCCGAGUUAUUAUGCAUCUCUGGUUCGGAGAUUGGAUUCCCAGCGCCACGCCGUGUGGGGUCCUCAAGAUGUUCACGCCGGUGACAGCCUCCGUUAUAUGAGCGACAAAGAGUCGUUAACGCCCGGUUCGCUAUUGGAGCGGCUGAUGGAAGCGCACCGCAACUCCGAGAACUCCCCUGAGAAUUUGCGGUCGGGUAGAGCUUUGCCACCAAGGAGUGAGGAGGUAGUUGCUUAG